Brenthis ino (lesser marbled fritillary) is the source of this 495-nucleotide messenger RNA. The record is from the annotation of a GenBank genome assembly. NCBI's taxonomy places the organism in Eukaryota, Metazoa, Arthropoda, Insecta, Lepidoptera, Nymphalidae.
AUGACAGUACGUGAUAUCAGUACAUUUGAAAUGGAACAUAUUGAAUUAACCUUGAUAGUGGCUUGGCUUCAACGAUACAAAUUAGAUUUUGACCUAUCUAUACCUGCUGUCAAUGUGAAUGCAGAAAGCUAUGAUAUGUGGCUAAAAAUUUUCGGUGGAGAAAUCUACGGCAAAGGCGAUAUGUCACUUCAAGUAGUAAAACCUAGAAUCAAAGGUCAUGUAGUUGUCGGUCCCAGAAUUACUAGUGAGGGUAUUUUUAUAAAUAUUCUAGAAUGUCACAUUAGUAUUGGAUUGGAUGAUUUUAAAAUUGUCAUCAAAGGAAUGUUUAACAAUGAAGCCAGCAGCGAAUUUGUUUCAGAAUUUUUGAGGAACUUAACAGUAGAAAUGAUAGAUUUUUUCGAGGAGGAGAUCUCUAAAAUUUUGAGCGCAAUCGUGUUAACCGUCGGCAACAUAAUUCUAGCUGACAUUAAUCUUAGAGACAUUAUUGGUGGUAAU